ACACCAUGUCGCAAGAUAAAGUGACCAGAAUAGUCAAGGAGAUAAACACCUUGAAGACGAGCUGCGAGAAGCUGAACGCCCAGCUGGAGGAACUGAUCACGCAGAAGGUGGAAAAUGAAAUUCUCCUGGAGGAGGUUAAAAACUUGGAGGACGAUGCCGUGUUGCACAAGCUGGUCGGGUUGAUUUUAGUUCGCGAGGAAAAAAACAAAUGCUACGACACCAUCACUCGGAGGAUUCACUACAUCACGGGGGAGAUCGAAAGCAGGAAGAAGGUCAUCAGCAACUCGGAGGAGAAACUGAAGAAGCUCUUUAGCGACCUGGAAGUGCACACCAACCAAAGAAAAGUAGCCAUCCCGCAGUCAUAAGAUGGAGGGUAAAAAAAAAAAAUUCCGCAGACAUGCCGAUGGUGAAACAAAUGGGAGGGGAGUUGCAUCUCCUGCAGCGGGGGUCCGGUCCUCUCUUCCUACGUGGAAUACACUUCCCCCCUUUUCAGUUUCUUCAUUUUUUCGUAAUCGAUAUUUUGCAUCUUGAAGGCGAAGCUGCGGAGGGGGGGGGAAGCGGCGUGCAUGUGAAGCGGAACGCGUGAGUGUGAACGUGGGUGUUCACACUGGCACGCACAGUGGUACGCAGAGCCGCAUCCCCGCUGCUUCCACAAGCAGGUCUGCGGGGAGGCGCGGCGCUCGUGGCCCACCUCAUCAUGUUGGCCUUGCGAGUGAAGUAGUGCAGCUUCUUCCAGUAGCCCCUUUUCUGGAAGGCCCGCUUCCUAUGCCGCUUGUCAUUUCUAACUUUAUUAAACAGCAACGUGGGGUUCUUCUCCUCCGUGCGCUGACCCUCCACUAAAAUGUUAAC
This is a messenger RNA of Plasmodium vivax (malaria parasite P. vivax), 849 nucleotides long. Its product is annotated as prefoldin subunit 6, putative. Gene Ontology annotation, cellular component: prefoldin complex; cytoplasm. The record is from RefSeq and is a predicted model, not a curated record. Gene Ontology annotation, molecular function: protein-folding chaperone binding. Lineage: Eukaryota; Apicomplexa; Aconoidasida; Haemosporida; Plasmodiidae. The coding region runs from base 6 to 365 and encodes 119 amino acids. Gene Ontology annotation, biological process: protein folding; chaperone-mediated protein complex assembly. The transcript is spliced from 5 exons.